UCGGCUUGCUCAACGAUAAAAGGCAGAGUAGUUUUCAACCAGAGUACAAAAUCAGAGGUAGAGUCCGGUCCGGGCCCAAUUCUUACGUCCUCUCCUUAUAUAUAAAAAAAUUCUUCUAAAAAAAUAUAUAAAAAAAAGGUGCAGACUGCGAUCGGAAAAAGCAAGGCAGCCAUGGAGGCCCGACCCAGCAAAACCUUGGAUGAUCCCACGGCCGUCGUGCCCCGCCCUCCCUGGGUGCUGCUCGAUCGGCUCGGCCACCGCGAGGACCAGGCCGACGCCGACGCGGCCACCGUGGCGUCGUCCCGCACCUCCACCGGCACGGUCAUCAGCGUGUCGUUCCGGUUCGCCGCGCCACCGGCGACCUCCCGCCUCUACCUCCGUUGGCCGUCUGGACCGAGCAGGGAGGACUCGUCUUUCGCGUACCCCCGCGUCGUCGCCGCGCACGACGACUCCGUUCUCCUCCAGCUCACCGUUUCCUCCCGCAGCAUCGAUUACUUCCUCUACAAGGCGAGGGGCGCCCGGCCGCCGUCUCUGUCGCUGCUUCCCCGGUCCGCGCUCACCAGGAAGGGCAUCGGCAUCCUGCGCCGCCGCGGCGAGGGCGCGUUCGCCGUGGCCGAGCUCCGCACGGCUGGCGGCGACGGCACGCCGGUGGCGUUCGACCUCUGCGUGCUGCUCUCGCCGGGCCCCGGGCCGUCCGAGUCCGACAAGUGGGAGGUGAGGCGCGUGAAGGUCCUCGACGGCAGGGGCAAGGACCUGGCGCUGCAGUGCUGGGAAACCGACGCCGUCGUGCCCGUCGGCGGCCGGUUCCUGUGCUGGGUCGACUACUACCGUGGCAUCCUGGUCGGCCGCGUGUUCGCCGACGGCGGCUCCGCGCUCACGUACGUGCCGCUGCCCGUCGACACCCCAUGGGCGAAGCCCGACCACGGCCAGGAGUGCCCCGAGGCGUCCCGGAGCGUCUGCGUCACCGCCGGGGACACGGUGAAGUUCGUCAGCGUCGACCGCGGCCUGCUCUUCGUCUUCACCGUCACCAUCUGGACCCUGGGCAAGGCGCGGGACGGCAGCAUGGAGUGGGAGAAGGACGGCGAGUUCCGUGCCGCCGAGCUCUGGGCCUUCUCCGGCUACGAGCACCUCCCGCGUGUCCCGCCGGAGUACCCCGUCGUGAGCAUGGCCGACCCCGACGCGCUCUGCUUCAUGGUGAGCGAGGGACGCCACGGCCACGCUGGUGUCGAAGCCGGGGGAGACGACACGGUGUGGCUGGUCGAGGUCGACACGAGGCGCAGAGCGGUGCGGUCAGUGUCCCGCUUCUCCAAAGAAGAGACGAGGGACAUGUCAGGGCGUGCCUCCCUAAACAUGUUUCAUGGCCAUGCCUUCCUUCCCAGCGAGGUCACCACGUACGUACACGAGCAGUAGUCAAAUGUGCUCGUCCUUCUUCCAGAUCCAGGCUACUAGGCAUCAGUCUCACACUUGCAAACUCAAGUUUCAGGGACCGUCUAAGGCUUAAGCCAACUGAAACUUGCGUUUCAUUUUACCUUUUUUUGGUCGGACAACGCUCUUUAUUUAUUUAUUCAGUAACGUUUAUAAAGGGAUAGAAAGAUUACUAGGA
Molecule: messenger RNA, 1603 nt
Organism: Triticum aestivum (bread wheat)
Lineage: Eukaryota; Viridiplantae; Streptophyta; Magnoliopsida; Poales; Poaceae
Exons: 1
Coding region: 172-1410 (412 amino acids)
Source: RefSeq, a predicted model, not a curated record